This is a messenger RNA of Ixodes scapularis (black-legged tick), 652 nucleotides long. RefSeq lists its product as uncharacterized. The transcript has 6 exons. Lineage: Eukaryota; Metazoa; Arthropoda; Arachnida; Ixodida; Ixodidae. The record is from RefSeq and is a predicted model, not a curated record. Gene Ontology annotation, molecular function: sequence-specific DNA binding. Bases 77 to 652 code for a protein of 191 amino acids.
CUCUGUUUUCGCGUUCUGCCGGUUCUGCGCUCUUCCCGCUUGUGCUCUUUUCAAGGCACUUCGUGUAGACUGCACGAUGGAUAACCCAACUAGGUCGUCGGGAGUACACUGCGCUGUUUUCGGAUGUUCAAACAAUCAUCGAAAGAGAAAAAAUCAAAGACAGGAGUUGUGCGCUGUCCACCAACAAACGUCAUGUAAUUGCGGGGUGGUGAAGUUCCACCGCUUCCCCAAGGAUCCGGUAUUGAAAGGAAGGUGGCUCUCCGCGCUGAACCGCAAGGAUUUCACGCCCACAGAACAUACUCGGGUAUGUUCGGCCCAUUUCGUGGCUGGAGAGAAGACGGACGAAAAUAUCGUCCCGCAGCUCUCUCUCGGGUAUGCGCGUAAGGUUGUCGUUGGGAGGCGCCGUUUGGUGCGUGAUGCCAGUUGCGAACCACUGACCACAAAGAGGAAGAAACUGUCUUCUGGAGCUGGAUGUGGAAUUAGCAGCGACUCUACUGCCGAACACAUGAUCGCUCUGGCAUCAACAUCAGCGCUAGCUGCUCCUGAACACUCGAGCACCAGCUACACACAAGUAGUUGAGCACGUCAUCGCCUUGGCCUCCACAUCAGAGCCAGCUACUUCUGAACACACGGUACAUUUAAUACAUACCUGA